AUGGAGGUGAUUGAUCUGUGCGACAUAUCUCGAGAUGACAGUGAGAAUGCAAUCAUCGAUAUCGAUGGUAUUUCAGCCAUUCCUGGAGUAGCAAAAGCAAAACCAUUGGCUUCAGCAUCAUCAGUCGUAUAUUUGGUAGAAAGCGACGAUGAACAAAACAACAAUCCAAGCCUUCGGCGAAAGAGGAAGCGGCCACGGCCAGAAGCACGUGUCAGCUCAAGCUUAGACGUCAAACCAGCGGCGAAGUUUCGGGUAAGCGAUGAGAUUGAAGUUUGCCAAGUAAAGGAAGCUCUAAAAACGCCCCUGAACAGAGUUCAUGAAGUGAUUCCAGAUGUUGAUCUAGUUCACGCUCAAAAACUGUUGUUUGAACAAAGGGACAACGUGGAGAUGGUUUUGUCCAUCCUUGUAGAGAAAGGUUAUCCAAAAAGUAAAGAUCCGGGUAGUGUGGCAGCUGGAUCAUUGUCGUUGACAUUGAAGAGCAACCUAAAUUCAAACCCAAAACUCGAUUUCUUUUCAAAAUCCUCAUUCGAACCCAGUGCUGAAUACUUGCAACAGGCCUCGAACGUUCUGGAAUUUGAAUUUCCCUUUAUACGUCAUGAUUCAAUUAAUUCCUGGUUGAAGGAUCACAAGGGCCACUACUCACUCGUUCGCCGGCAAAUUGAAAAUGCGCUAUCAGGGAAGGAGGAGAACAAGGCCUCUUCGGAGGAAGUAGAAUACAAGCAGUACCUUUUGAUCAGUGAAGCCAAGGCAAACAAACUAUCAUCACCAAGGCAAACAAGAAGAAUUGGUGCUAAACACGUUCUUCAGCAACCGCGUCGAAACAGGAAAAGUCCAAACAUAUCAGAACCGAUUCUUCAAGAAGAAAUCAGAAGCUACAAUCUUCGAUACAAAGAAUGGGUAGACACUAUCCUGGUGCGUCGUCAAAGAAGUGAGGCUCGGAAAAAGUCGCAAGUUACAGGAACUGCACUGGAAUGUUCCUGCUGUUUUGACCAGGUCGCGAUUGAGGAAAUGGUAGCUUGCAUGGACGAAGGGCAUUUAUUUUGCAUUGACUGCAUCAAGGGAUAUGCCGAGAACCAAAUCUUUGGAAAUGGCAGCUUGGGCACCAAUCAUGUGACAAAAAAGCCUUCUUCAGCGCUCUUAUGUUGCCACUCUAGUGGCUGUCAAUCACAAUUUCAAGAUGACCACCUGUUGAAAGCGUUACCGAAGAAGACUCUUGAAAAGUAUAAUGAACUUCAGUUCAGGGCUGUUAUGGAGCAGGCUGGGCUUAUUCAAUCCCUGUGCACUUGUCCGAAAUGUGGUUUCCAAGCUGACGUGCCCGAGACGCAGAUGAUAUUCCAAUGCCCUAUCGAAGGUUGCAAAUUUGCCUCUUGCCGAAAAUGUAGAAAACCACCUCAUAUUCCACUCAAGUGCGACGAGGUGGUAAAACAAAAGAGAGAAGAUGAAGGCAGGUUGAAGAUUGAAGAGGCCAUCAGCAGUGCUAAGAUCAGGACCUGUCCCAAGUGCCACACUUCCUUUGUAAAAUCUGAUGGAUGCAACAAGAUGACUUGUCGCUGUGGUCUAAAAAUGUGCUAUAUUUGUCGCCAACCACUACCAAACCAUGAUCCCUACUCACACUUUUGUAACACUCCACACUGCAAACACCAGUCAUGCGGGAAAUGUACGCUGUACUCGAAUGAUAAAGAGGACGAUGCAAGAGCCAUGAGAGAGGCUGGUAUCGAUGCUGCGGAAGAAUACCGCGAGAAAUUACUACAAGAAGAUGACAAAGUUGAAAUAAACUUGGACGUUGACAAGAUCCUGGGACCGAAAACUGCACCAACGCCCAACAAACAAAAACGACGAUGA
Messenger RNA from Cylindrotheca closterium, 1842 nucleotides. Lineage: Eukaryota; Bacillariophyta; Bacillariophyceae; Bacillariales; Bacillariaceae. The record is from the annotation of a GenBank genome assembly.